AUGCCAGUCGGCUGUCGGCCGCACGGUCGCAGACCGACUAGCGCACAGCACACACUAAAAUGCAAGCACCGCCCAGUUUCAGCCAAGGCCUCCUCGUGCACUCACUUCAAGUGCGGAUCUCAUUGGAACCUCGAGGCCGAUCGAUCGUCUAUUCAUUGUGUCAUCAUCCGGCAGAGGUAUGAGAUACUUCCGCCUGUGGUCAAGCGCGGCCAUCGUCUGCUCAUGCAUGCCAUCGAAAUGUUUCGUCCAUUGCGCUCUCAGCACCUCGAAGUAGGAACAGCGAGAAACUUUCCUAUGUACAUAAUAACAAUGCCCUUUCAGGGAGUGGCAAAGAGCUGUAAUGGAACUCAGCAACCCGUAGUCAAUAAAAUAAAUGCUUGGGAACGUAGUCGCUCAAAAAAGGAGUCGCCGAAAGAAGAAAUAUUCGAGGAGCAGCCUUCGCUGGACUCUAAAGCUUGUUCAGGAGCGCAAACACGCCGUAAUAAUGGAAGAAAAGCUGUCCAAGAUGUGUCAAAUCACAAAAUCACCGAGUUCUUCCCUGUUCGUAGAAGUUCUCGAAAAACUGGAAAACAGCUCGAGGAAGAAGAGAAGUUUGCUCUACGUGAUGCAAUUCAUAACUUCACCAAUGAAGCAUUACUCGAAGUGUACAUAGAUGAGAAAAAGGGACGGGGCAUCCGGGCUGCCAAGUCAUUCGUCAAAAACGAAUUUGUUGUGGAGUAUAAAGGAGACAUGAUGGAUUACAAUUCAGCAAAGACUCGGGAAGAAGAGUAUGCAAAAGACCCCUCAAUCGGUUCUUAUAUGUAUUUCUUCAAAUAUAAAAGUAAGAGAUGGUGUGUUGAUGCUACGAAAGAGUCAGAGUUCAAAGGUCGGCUGAUUAACCACAGUGCACUUCGUCCUAAUCUGCGUACGAAGGUUGUGGAAUUCGAUGGUGAACUCCAUCUUAUCCUUGUUGCAAAGCGCGAUAUCGACGAGGCAGAAGAACUUUUGUACGACUACGGGGAUCGAACUCCAGAAACUGUUGCUCGUAAUCCUUGGCUUGUGAACUCAUAG
This is a messenger RNA of Necator americanus (New World hookworm), 1050 nucleotides long. RefSeq lists its product as uncharacterized. Gene Ontology annotation, cellular component: nucleus; polytene chromosome. The coding region runs from base 1 to 1050 and encodes 349 amino acids. Gene Ontology annotation, biological process: regulation of transcription by RNA polymerase II; regulation of DNA damage response, signal transduction by p53 class mediator. The record is from RefSeq and is a predicted model, not a curated record. Gene Ontology annotation, molecular function: transcription regulator activity; protein binding; histone H4K20 methyltransferase activity. The transcript has 9 exons. NCBI's taxonomy places the organism in Eukaryota, Metazoa, Nematoda, Chromadorea, Rhabditida, Ancylostomatidae.